AUGUUUUUUCAUUUCUAUCUUUUAUAUCUUUUGUAUUUAUUUCAUCUAUCUAUCUAUCUAUCUAUCUAUCUCAUCUAUCUAUCUAUCUAUCUUCUUUUCCCAUCUAUCUAUCAAUCUAUCGUCUUCAUAUCUAUCUAUCUAUAUCUUUCUAAAUCUAUCUUUCUUUUAAAUCUAUCUGAUUUAUCUAUCUAUCUUUCUAUCUAUCUAUCUAUCUAUCUAUCUAUCUAUCUUUAUCAUAUUUCUAUCUUCUAUCUAUAUUUCAUAUCAUCUAUUGAACUUAUUAAAACUUUCUUCAUCUAUCUAUCUAUCUAUCUUAAAUUUCUAUCAUCUAUCUAUUAUUCAUCUAUCUAUCUAUCUUCUGUUAUCUUUUGGCAUCUAUCUGUUGAAUUAUUUUUUUAUCUAUCUAUCUUCUAUCUAAUCUUCUUUUUUCCUAUCUAUAUAUCAAUAUCAAAUCUUCAAUCUAUCUAUUCAUAUAUCUUUUGGCAUCUAUCUUUUUAG
Molecule: messenger RNA, 498 nt
Organism: Acanthosepion pharaonis
Lineage: Eukaryota; Metazoa; Mollusca; Cephalopoda; Sepiida; Sepiidae
Source: the annotation of a GenBank genome assembly